This is a messenger RNA of Seminavis robusta, 2731 nucleotides long. The record is from the annotation of a GenBank genome assembly. NCBI's taxonomy places the organism in Eukaryota, Bacillariophyta, Bacillariophyceae, Naviculales, Naviculaceae.
UGGUAUUGUGAGCCUUCAUCGUAUCGUUCAUCUAUCUGGUACUGUACAUCUUUGCUGAUUGCGUAUCGGUACCAAUGCAACAACCAAACACGUUCCGAUACCGUACCUGGUACCAGAAAGCCAUGGCAAGGAUCGAGAUGCUUCUUCUUGCAUUCUCCCCGGGUGCGUAAAAGGAAGCCGGCGGAAUUGUCUCUACUAGGAUUUCAUCCUGCAGAGAUGUGAAGACAAGGCAAAUCCGGUGACAACAGCUUGAUCUCUCGUCUCCACCAAGGAUCUUCACACCUUCCUUCAGAGAAGAGCACAUGACACAAUGACACAAUGACACCGCAGCGGUCUCGUCAUGAUGUUCCUACGGAUGAAUUAUUUGAAGAGGCUUACAGUGGGAUUGCUCAGCAUAUCUUCCCCAAUGGAUUCCCUGCAAUGCCAAAGUUAUUAUCGAAAGAAGUAGACGCUAUUGAAAAAGCGUGGCAAAGAUCUACUACUCGGAAGAGGAGUCGAGCCACCAUCACCGAGGCACAAGCUGUAAAGUCUCUCCAAAAGCUUCAAAGCGUUGCCAAAGAAGUUGGUUUUACGACCGACCAGCAAAAUUCCAUUUGUUUGAUUGCUUGUGGAACUCUGGAUCCUCAAUCUGUUUCCAGCAAGGCGUCCUUGUCCGCCGAAGAUUUCGCGGCAAGCACUUGCUUGUUGUUUCGAGACUUGGUAACGAUCAAUCUACCAAAAUCAGGCCAUUUCAUCUCGGAGCUUUCUGUACUCAAGCUCCUUUCCGCAUGUCAGACGCCCAAAGCGGAUGCUUUGGGAAUUGCCAGUGUCUUGCAAUUCUUAUGGCUAGCAGUCCAAAAUGGAGCUCUCUCGGAACCGGCAGAACGAGCAUUGGAUUCAUUGUACAGUGUCAUUUUUAAAUGGUCCACCGAUCCAGCCUUGUGUUUCGAUGCCGUUCGAUUGCUGUUGGUCAUCACCACGAAGAAACACGCCCGUGUUUUUAGAGCCAGACGCCUACAUAGAUUCUAUGUGGCUACUGGUGCAGCGCCUGCAAAGUUUGCCCCACUGGUGUUGCUGGAACUGUUUGCCAGGCUGAACCCUCCUGGGUGCGGCCCCAUUUUGGCAACGAUACCCAAUCGGCCCAAAGAACGAGAUGUCAAGAAGAAUGCUCGAUGGCUAGUCUUCCCAAAUACAGCUUGGAAGAGAGCCUUUGAACACACUUGGUACAAACAAGACAACGAGUCUCCAGAAGGAGCUCCUCAAAGCACCAAUCUUUGCUCUCUUCCUGGUCUCUCUUGGGAUCCAUUAUCAGACUCGGGAUUAUUCCAUGGCCGACUAGCCCCAUUUCAAGAUUCUGACCGGUUCAGAGUAUCUUUAUCAUUCAUGCUCCAGCAAGAGUGGCACCAUCCGGAAACGACGUCAGCUCCCAAAGACAAUCUGCCAUCGCAGUCUGCGACAAAAGACAAAGAAUCUCGAUCAUCAACAAUAAGUGAAAAGAUGGACCUUGAUGACUCUUCUUCAGACGAUAGCACCACGAGUGAUGAUGGGGCGGGUGAAGACCGAACUGUCAGACAGCGCAACAAUCCACCGACUUUGGCGACGCAAACAACCACAACAACAACAACAAGGAGGGUUGCAAUACUGAAACGGGUGGCAGCAGCUGCAAUGAAAGCGGAACAUUCGUUUGAAGUGGAAUCUGCCUUUGUCACUGACUUACUACUUCCAUCAUGGGAUGGCGCGGAAGAAUGGGGUGUGUGGCUCUUAUACGACAUUUUGCCUGCCCUUGCCAUUCCAAGCACCUUCUCGGAUCUUUGGAGCAAAGUACUAAUCUAUCUGGAGAGACUGUUUCUGUUUGGGACGGCCAAGGUUCGGUAUGCCAUUGUUGCAGGUACGCUGUCGUCACUCUUGAGCCGUUUGGCACGCCAUGGAAGAGAAGAACAUGGCAGCAGCGCAGCUCGCCAAAGACUGGUAAAGGAAUUCGUUCAUUGGACAAAUCACUUGCUGGUGGAGAGUUCCCUCUCACACGGAUCAUGGGGGUCUUCGCUGGAGUCAGAAGCGGCGAUUACAUUUUUUCGAGUCGUCAGCCGCGAGGUUACGCAAAGCUGCCGGCUGGUGGUUUUGCCUCCCACAACGUGGGCACAUCGACUGCUGCUCUCGUCUUCUCUGUUCCCAAUCGAUCGGGUCUGGGAACUUAUGGUAGCCUAUGCAAACAGCUUGAAAGAAUUGAAAACAAAGCAGGCGAACAGCAACGGGACUAUUAUUGAGGGAUUGGACAGGGUUGCAAUCUUCAACUGCCUCUUGGUGGAUUUCAGCCUCGCCAUUCAUCAUCAAAAGCAUGACGAGAAGGUGACGGGUAUGUCGAUACUCUAUCAAGACACACCUGAGACGACAAUCACAAGGCUUGGGGGAAAAGCCAUGCUGCAUGAAACCAUGCCCAGGAUGCUUUCAAUAGAGACAGGGGCUGCCUCGGCUCAAUUUGUCUCCCAAUUCUUGUGUCGCAAUGGGAGGCUUCCAUUGGGAGUGGGUGAACUGCUGCAGGGGAAAGAGAAACACCAGUAUUUUGAGUUUCUCUGGAAAGAAAUUGGGAUGGAUGGUCUUCACGCUUUUGAAACUCUCUUCAUCAAUCGCAGGAUUUGAAGGCUAAGCAGUUAAGAGAGCUUUUUUUUUUGUGCCCUGUGCUGUCGAGCACUAGUCACGCAGACAACGAUAGUAGGUAGUAAUACCUCAACUGAAUAACCUAUUGAAGUACCUA